AUGUCAAAAUGGUUUAAAUUUAAUGGUAGACAUAACAAUAUUUAUUUUUUACGUUUUUCAUCAAUUGAACGUAAACAAAUUCCAAUUGUUCCAAAAAUACUACAUGAUUAUUUAUUUAAUGAUAUACCAACAAAUCCUUUAGAUAAGAAAAGAUACAAAAUAGAAGACAUUAAAAUUCCAACGUUACCUAAAUUAUAUUGUGAAGGGAAUAUUUUAAAACAUUUUGAAUUACUUGGUGAGAAAUUUAAUAAAAAUUAUGAUAAUUAUUUAAUAAAAGCUUUUUUAACAAAAGAAAUUCCUCCAAUGCCUAAAGAAUGGGCUUUUAUUGAAGGUUGGGUAAAGUAUGAAAAUGACAAACCAAUAAAAAUUGACUAUCCAGAUGAAGAUUUUUUAGUAUUUGAUGUUGAAGUUUGUGUACAAGAUGGAAGAUUACCAACUUUAGCUGUAGCUUUAUCUAAUACUUCAUGGUAUAGUUGGUGUAGUGAAAGAUUAAUAAAAGAUACACCUGUUCCUGUUUACUCAAAGAUUGAUCAUUUGAUACCAUUAGAAGGAUUAGAUAAAGAUAGCAGAGAAAAAAUUAUUAUUGGACAUAAUGUAUCUUUUGAUAGAAGUAGAGUUAGGGAACAAUACUAUGAUAAUGCAUCAAAAAUAGCAUUUUGGGAUACAAUGUCAAUGGCAAUAGCAAUGUAUAGUGUAUCUGAUUCACAAACAACAUUUUAUGAUAAAAAAGAUUAUAAUCCAUCUAUUCAUAGUGAAUAUUCAUGGUUAGAACAAUGGAAAGAAACUGUAACAAAAUAUAACUUAAAAGAUUUAUAUAAUUUUCUUGUACCAUUUGAUGAUGAAAAUCAUAUAAAUGUAGAAAAAGAAACUAGAGAUUUAUUUGUUGUGGGAGACAUUCAACAAAUUAGAGAUGAAUUUCAACGUUUGACACAGUAUUGUGCUACUGAUGUUUUAGCAACACUACAGAUUUAUCAAAAAAUGUACAAUGAGUUUAUGUAUAGAUUUCCUAGUCAAAUUACACGUUAUGGAAUGAUAAAAAUGGCUAAUGUUUAUCUACCAAUAAAUCAAUAUUGGAAUGGUUUUCAAGAAUUUUGUGAUGAUGAAUAUAAAAAAAUUGUUAAUAAAUUACGUAAUGAUAUUAUUGGUUUCAUACAACAAUUGAUUGAUAAUUUAAAAGAUAAUUAUGAGAAAGAUCCAUGGAUGUUUGAUUGUGAUUGGAAUAUAGAUAAAAACAAAAAUUUACCUAAAUGGUUUUUAACUUGUUUGUCAAAUUUUAAAAAUAAUGAUUUAGAUAAUGUAGAAUUGAAGUUUAAGUCAAAUGAAUUACCAAAAGUUUUUGGUGUUUGUUAUGGUAUCUAUCCUGUUCAUUAUAUAAAAAAAUAUGGUUGGGGAUAUUUAAAACCAAUAAAUAAAUCUAAAAAUUCAUUUAAAAAUUUAGAAACUUUUGACAUACCGAAUAUGCCAGAAGAAGAAAUAAUUUCUCUUAUUGAGUCAAAUAAAAGUAAAGGUUUUAAUAAAAUAAAAGAUGAAAGCAAACCUGUAGGGAAAUUUAAGUUACUUUUAUUUUAUCGUCUUCCUCAUCCAACAAAUAGUACAGGAAAUGUUGGAAGUAUUUUUUCAAAAUCACAUCAAUCAUUAUUUAGCGAUAAUAUUCUUUUUUCGACUAGAGGUUCUGAAAUAGCUAAUUGUAUUAUUAAUAAUUUAGCUAAAACAACAUAUUGGGUAAAUUUUCAAAAAAGAUUUAAAGAUGAAUUACCGAUAUGGAAAGAUGAUAACUGUAAUUAUGGAGUAAUUGCUCCAUCAGUUGUUCCUGCAGGAACUAUUACAAGAAGAUCAACUCAUAGACUAUGGCUAACUGUUACAGCUUCAAAAAAAGAUGUUAUUGGUUCUGGUUUAAAAAGUUUAAUCCAAGCUCCAAAAGGAUACAAAAUUGUUGGUGCAGAUGUUGAUUCACAAGAACAAUGGUUAGCAGCAAUUAUGGGUGACAGUAUAAAAAAAAAUAAAUAUAUUGGUGAUUCUUUAUUUUCAUAUCUAGUUCUUAUGGGAAAUAAAAAUGAAGGGACUGAUCUUCAUAGUGUUGUUGCUAAAGAAUCAGGAAUUUCAAGAAAUAUAGCUAAAAUUUUAAAUUACGCCAGACUUUAUGGUUCCGGUCCAAGUCAUGCAGUUUCUGUUUUAAUUAAGCACAAUGUUCCUAUUACUGAGGCUAAAAAACUUGCCCAAAAAACUUUUGAAAAAACAAAAGGUAAACAAGGACUUUAUGUAGAAAUUAACAAAGGUUACAUUAAAUUUUUUUUACCAUGGUAUAAAAAAACAAGAGAUGAAAAUGAAUUUAAAACACUUGUACAUUUUAAUGAUAGAAUUUUUGUUAGAAUAGGUGAUAAUGUAAAUGAAAAUUAUACAACAAAUAUAGUUAAAGAAGAAUUUAUAAAAUACGCUAAAACUUCAUUAAUAAAUGAUUUACCAAAUAGUGAAAUAAAAUUUUUUAAAUUAUUAUUAGAAAAUAUAGAAAAAAAAUGUUUUAAGAAAACAAUAUAUAAAUUAUAUUAUGAUGGAAUUGAAUCAGAUACAUUUAAUUAUUUGAAUAUUAUUUUAGAUAAACCUGAACUAAGAACACCUAUUUUAAAUUGUAAACUUGGUAAUGGUUUUCAUCCAAGACCAAAAUAUUCUACCGGAUCAAUUCAUUUUUUAAAUUUUUUUAGACGUUCUAUUACAAAUUGGAUAAUUCAAUCAUCAGCAGUUGACUUUUUACACAUGUUACUAAUUAAUAUGGAAUGGUUAUGUCAAAAAUAUAAUAUUGAUGCCAGGUUUUGUAUAUCUAUUCAUGAUGAAGUAAGAUAUUUAGUUAAAGAUGAAGAUGUUUAUCGAGCUGCACUUGCAUUAAACUUAAGUAAUCUUAUGGUUCGUGCAGCUAUAUCUCAAAGAUUAGGUAUUCAUCAAAUACCAUAUUCAACGGCAUUUUUUUCACAGGUAGACAUUGAUACAAUAUUAAGAAAAGAAGUUGAUGAAGAUGUUACUUGUUCUGAAAAUUCAACAAUUGAGUCUGGUAUUAGUUUAACUUAUGAUGAAAUUUAUGAAAAAACUAAUGGAAAACUAUAA
Molecule: messenger RNA, 3096 nt
Organism: Strongyloides ratti
Lineage: Eukaryota; Metazoa; Nematoda; Chromadorea; Rhabditida; Strongyloididae
Product: DNA polymerase subunit gamma-1
Exons: 2
Coding region: 1-3096 (1031 amino acids)
Biological process (GO): mitochondrial DNA replication
Cellular component (GO): mitochondrion; gamma DNA polymerase complex
Molecular function (GO): DNA-directed DNA polymerase activity; 3'-5' exonuclease activity; DNA binding
Source: RefSeq, a predicted model, not a curated record